Gorilla gorilla gorilla (western lowland gorilla) is the source of this 655-nucleotide messenger RNA. RefSeq names its product large ribosomal subunit protein eL36-like. The record is from RefSeq and is a predicted model, not a curated record. The coding region runs from base 27 to 344 and encodes 105 amino acids. Gene Ontology annotation, cellular component: ribosome. Gene Ontology annotation, biological process: translation. Gene Ontology annotation, molecular function: structural constituent of ribosome. The transcript has a single exon. NCBI's taxonomy places the organism in Eukaryota, Metazoa, Chordata, Mammalia, Primates, Hominidae.
ACGGCCGCCUCUGGAGAGCAGUAGCCAUGGCUCUACGCUACCCUAUGGCCGUGGGCCUCAUCAAGGGCCACAAGAUGACCAAGAACGUGAGCAAGCCCAGGCACAGCAGCCGCCGCAGGCGUCUGACCAAACACACCAAGUUCGUGCGGGACAUGAUUCGCGAGGUGUGUGGCUUUGCCCCAUACAAGCGGCGCGCCAUGGAGCUACUGAAGGUCUCCAAGGACAAACAGGCCCUCAAGUUUAUCAAGAAAAGGGUGGGGAUGCACAUCCGCGCCAAGAGGAAGCAGGAGGAGCUGAGCAACGUACUGGCCGCCAUGAGGAAAGCUGCUGCCAAGAAAGACUGAGCCCCCUUCACCUGCCCUCUCCCUGAAAUAAAGAAUAGCUUGACAGAAAGAAAAAAAAUAUUAUAUAUAUAUAUAUAUAUAUAUAAAACAGCACCCAUUCCUUUUGAUCUCCUUCCCUCACAUGUCCUUCCUCACUUCCAGAGCUAGCUUGUCACCCUAUGGACCUGAUCCUUUCUCAUCUGUAUUUUUCCAGGACUGUGUUCCAUCAGCCAUGCCCUCUCAUUCCUGUCAUCAAUUACUUCCACUCUGGCUUCUUCUCAGCCUGCAAACAAGCUCAAGUAUUGGAAAUCCUUUAAAAAAAAAAAAAAACA